Messenger RNA from Laccaria bicolor S238N-H82, 1689 nucleotides. RefSeq lists its product as uncharacterized. Lineage: Eukaryota; Fungi; Basidiomycota; Agaricomycetes; Agaricales; Hydnangiaceae. The transcript is spliced from 9 exons. Gene Ontology annotation, molecular function: oxidized purine DNA binding; 4 iron, 4 sulfur cluster binding; adenine/guanine mispair binding. Gene Ontology annotation, cellular component: nucleus. The record is from RefSeq and is a predicted model, not a curated record. Gene Ontology annotation, biological process: mismatch repair; base-excision repair. The coding region runs from base 1 to 1689 and encodes 562 amino acids.
AUGCCUAAGCGACGCCGAACUUCGGACCCAGACUCAGAGGGAGAUGGGAGCGAUUUUGAGGGGUCAAAGUCUGGCGAGGAUUCGGACUUUCAAGACGCGUCUUUCAGCAAGAAAACGAAGAAGAGGGUCAAAAAGCAGCACGUGAAGAAGAAGGGCGUCGUCAGACCACGCUCCGUAGACGUGGACGAAGUGGACACGGAUAUCCAGAUCCAUAUAUCUACUCAUUCUAAAUCAACUCACAUUAUCAGCUCACCAGGGCCAAUGCGCGUCGCUCUUCUUCGCUGGUAUCGAACUGUGCAUGAUACUCGUCGCAUGCCCUGGCGAAAGCCUUACAAUCCUUCUUGUGGUGCGGAAGAACGCGCACAAAGGGCCUAUGAGGUUUGGGUAUCGGAGAUCAUGUUGCAACAAACACAAGUCGCGACAGUUAUACCUUACUACACUCGCUGGAUGGAGAAGUAUCCCACUAUACGCCACCUCGCAUCCGCGAACGUCGACCAAGUCAAUGCGCUUUGGAAAGGUUUAGGAUAUUAUAGUAGGGCAAGUCGGUUACUUGCUGGUGCUCAAAAGGCCAUACAAAAAUAUGGGGGAAGAUUGCCCGACAAUGCGAAGGAGAUGGAGGCCAAUAUACCUGGAAUCGGCCGAUAUAGUGCGGGUGCUAUUUGUUCGAUUGCCUAUGGCGAGAAAGUUCCUGUUUUAGAUGGUAAUGUUCACCGUCUUCUGAGCAGGGUCCUUGCUCUUCAUGCGCCCCCAAAAGCUAAGUCAACCCUCGACAUACUCUGGGACGCGGCAACUGUUAUGGUGCAAAUUGAAGAGGCCGAUACCACGUCGCCACCCCAGUACGCAGGCGACAUCAAUCAAGCGUUAAUCGAGCUGGGGAGCACAGUUUGUAAGGUUCGCGAUCCCGAGUGCGGAACCUGUCCGAUUCAAAAUUGGUGCUCAGCAUACCAGAAUUCGGAACCCAAGGAGAGUGCAAAGGAGGACAACACCCAUAUGGUGGACAUAGAAGAUAUUUGCGGCUUGUGUGAACCGCUUACCGGCGCCGGGGUAAUGUCCUACCCUAUGAAGACUGAACGUAAGAAAGCCAGAGAGGAAUUAGACAUCGUCAAUGUGGUAGAAUGGCGACCAAUCCAGAAUUCUGAUGAAAGAUGGUUUUUGUUUAGGAGGCGACCAAGCACAGGGCUUUUAGCAGGUCUCUAUGAAUUUCCUACCUCUCCCGCGGUAUCGAAGCCCAUCAGUCAUGAUGCGCUCAAGCACAUCCCGUACAACUUGAUUUCUCAGGUUGUCCAGGAUGCAAGAGUCUUUCCUCUCAGCACUCAUGCCCAAAAGAGCGGAGAAGAUCUUGAGGAUGACUGUGAGGAUCUUCACCUUCGCAUAUCGAAAAUAAAAGUUGCCGGCGACGUGGUCCACCUUUUCUCACAUGUGAAGAAGACAUACAGGGCGCAAUGGGUUCUCCUAGAGGGUGGCUCGACGCCACCUACCCUGAAAUCAAAUUUAGAGGUGGAGAUACCAAUUAAAAAGUCCGGAAAGCGGAAAACUUCGCCCGCGACAGGCGGCCCCGAUACGGAAUCGCCUGCACAUGCAAUGUGGGUACUUUUAGAUGAUGUCGCUGAUGUCAAUAUGGGAACUGGGGUCGCUAAAGUGUGGAACUUAACACAAGCGUUGUGGGGAAAGAAUAUCGACAGAGAUUGA